This is a messenger RNA of Peromyscus maniculatus bairdii (prairie deer mouse), 2348 nucleotides long. The record is from RefSeq and is a predicted model, not a curated record. Lineage: Eukaryota; Metazoa; Chordata; Mammalia; Rodentia; Cricetidae.
CGCCCUUCCCUUCCUCCGUGGGAUGGAGGAGACGCAGACUGUUCAGCUUAACAAAGAGAUGACGCUGGCCAGCAACCGGAGCCUGGCAGAGGCUAACCUUUUGUACCAGCCCCAACUGGACGCUCAGAAAGCUCGCCUGACCCAAAAAUACCAGGAGCUCCAGGUUCUCUUUGAGGCCUAUCAGAUAAAGAAGACCAAGCUAGAUAAACAGUCCAACAGUGCUUCCUUGGAGACCCUGUUAGCACUUCUUCAAGCAGAAGGAGCCAAGAUUGAGGAAGACACUGAGAACAUGGCAGAGAAGUUUCUGGAUGGGGAGCUGCCCCUGGAUGCCUUCAUCGACGUCUACCAGAGCAAGCGGAAGCUGGCUCACACGCGACGUGUAAAAGUGGAGAAGCUCCAGGAGCUGGUGCUGAAGGGACAGAGACUCCCCCAGGCCGGGGCCCCAGUACCUCCCAGGGUGCCCGAGCCAUCAACUGCCACCCCCCUGCCCUACCCGCCUCUGGAGGCCGCCGCCGGGCUCCCUUGUGUCAUGCCGCGGCGCAUCCCCCCACCUCCACCCCCAGUGCCUGCAGGACACGUAGCCACCCCGUUCACGGCUGCCAUGACAGGCUCAGGACAGGCGUCUCCAUACCCAGGAUUACAGUGCCCGCCUCUGCCCCCCAGGGUGGGCCUCCCCUCUCAGCAAGGAUUCUCGGCACAGCUGGUGUCACCGUACCCGCCAGCCCUGCCCCAGAGACCCCCUCCACGCCUGGCUCCACACCAGCCAGGCUUCAUCCUCCAGUGAGCUCCGCCGGGGUCUCUUCUUCCUGCAAGACACCCCCAUGCCUGCCGUGCCAGGCUCUGCAAACGGAGGCCGCGGAGUCCAGCAUCUGGGCCGGUGGCGUGGGUGCCCGGGACCAGUGUGUCCAUCUGACUUUAGAACUGUAGGUCCGUGGUAAGUAAUAGAGAAGGAGUUUUGUGGACCAAGGGGGUUCUGUUGGUGCCAGGCCACAGGCCCGUUCAUCACAUCAGUCUGUGCUCCGGGUGUGAUUUCUAAGUAUCUAGUGUUGAUGGACUUGAGCAUUUGGGAAGAGAAACCUCCCCCCUCCGAUUUAGAAUCACGGCCCUCCGGUUGCAGUUUUAUUUAAUAAGCAUGGUUAACGAUAUCUGUUUCAUUUUCAAGUCUUGGCCCGCCAGCUGCUGUGGCGCUGUGAGGCCUGGUUUGCACGGGCCGGCCUGGCCGGGCAGCUGGGCUGUGGUCUGUGCCAGCAGGCCAUCGGUCCCUUCUCCCUCCCGCCAGACUGGAUGCUCUCCUGGUUCAAGGCCGUGGGCAGGCUUUGCACUUGGCUGCUGUGUGCAGAGGCCAGGAGAGCUGUGGCUCUGGGUGGGAGGCCAGUGUGAGCUGGACUUUGCCUCCCCUCACACCUCAAGCCUCAUGACGGUUUCUGUGAAAAAAAUACUCCGUGUUUUUACUACACUUGUAAUUUUCCUGUUUUAUAUUUGGAAAGAAAACUUUUGACACUCUCAAGACCAUUCAGGGAAACUUUUUAAAAAAAAUGCAGAUACUGUUUCGAGCUGGUUCAAAAUGCAGAUUUAUUGAGUGCCGCCGCUUCCUGUCCGGAGAGCAGUGCACGGUCCCGUCGGCCAGUGCCCGCGCUGUGCCUUAGCUUCACUUGGUGCCAGGACUCAGAUGCCCGCAGUGUGCCGGCCAUGGCUGCCCUGUUGGGCCCCCAGUUAGGCAGGGCCCUGGCGGUCCUCCCUGCUCUGUGAUUGGUCAGAGAAGGCCCAUCCACCUUCAACCGGGGUACUCCCGGACAGUGUUCUCUGCCAUCGCUGAGUGCUGGGGUGUUGGCCGAGGGCGUGGGAGGGCCUUGGGGAAGCCCCCCUCACGGGAUUGGCAGCAGCGGCUCCUUCCUUUCUGGGAUCUCAUCUGCGGGUGCCAUAUGCAGAGUUCCCAGGCCCAGGUCGGGGAGGGGCAGCACCAUCCCUGCUCCCGGAAGAGGGCUGUGUGCCUGUGGGCAGACCUUAGAGCCACCCCUCACCCUGCCAGCUGGCUGCCACCCAAGGUGACAGAGUCAAGGCAGAGCUGGUUAGAGAGCCUGUCCCUGGCAGGGAGGGACACCAGCCUUUGUCCCCAAGUCCUGUCCUCUGAUCAUGGACUUGGACUCCUCCCCCCCGGAACUGUUCUAUAAAGAGACAAAGCUGUAUACCACCUUGAUUCCACUGCCACCAGGAACGCCCCGGAUUCGAGCUCCAGGUGGAGUGGGAAGGGGCUGCCAGGCUGACCUUGCCAUCACUGCCCAGGGCCACAGCUGGCACAGGGUUGUAAAACUGUAGAACUCUUAAUAAAUUGAGAAUUAUUCGUUUCA